AUGGCUCGUCCUCGAGCUACAUCUAGUGCCGAUGCCACAAAGGAACCGCACGCGGUCUCCCUGAAAGUAUUGCGCCUCUCCCGACCAUCAUUGUCUUAUCAAUCGCCUCUUCCUACCGCCAACACUAAGAUCUCACCAGCUGCAUCACUGGGCGAUCCUUCGGUAGACUCCGAUAAACAAUUUAUUAUCACGCCUAUUGUUUCUUACACUCCCCCGGCAUUCGGAUCCGUCUACGUCGGAGAAACGUUUGCAUGUACGUUGAGCGCAAACAACGAAAUUCUUGAGGAUGAAAAAGGGCGCGUAGUAACGUCUGUGCGACUCGCCGCUGAGAUGCAAACGCCGUCAUCUAUCGCAUCGCUCGAACUCGAACCUCCCGGGGACUCUGCGCAAGCAGACGGCUUAAAGAUCGGCGAAUCCCUACAAAAGAUUGUCCGAUAUGACCUGAAGGAGGAGGGUAAUCACAUCUUGGCUGUCAGCGUCAGCUAUUCCGAGACACGGAUCGGCCAGGAUUCCCAAGCAGCCAGUAAUCGAGUCCGAACAUUCCGCAAGUUAUAUCAAUUUGUUGCCCAGCCAUGCCUAAGUGUCCGGACCAAAGCAUCAGAACUUCCACCACUGGAGGUUGACAACAAAUCCCUUGGUCCGUAUGGCAAAACUCGUUUGCUUCGUUUCGCCCUGGAGGCCCAAUUGGAGAAUGUGGGGGACGGGGCCGUUGUGAUCAAGCAAACCCGGCUGAACCCCAAGCCACCGUUUAGGUCCGAAUCCCUCAACUGGGAUUCGACAGGUCUAGGUCAGCCUGAAGCCCCACCAACUUUGAAGCCUCGCGACGUGCUACAGAUCGCAUUCUUAGUGGAACAGGAGCAAGGGCGCCAGGAGGGUUUGGAAGCGUUACAGAAGGAUUUGAGGCGCGAUGGGCGCGCCACAUUGGGCCAGUUAUCGAUUGAAUGGCGCGGAGCCAUGGGAGACAAGGGAUUCCUCACCACCGGCAAUCUGAUGAGUCGGAAACGCACCUGA
Molecule: messenger RNA, 1011 nt
Organism: Penicillium chermesinum
Lineage: Eukaryota; Fungi; Ascomycota; Eurotiomycetes; Eurotiales; Aspergillaceae
Product: trafficking protein particle complex subunit 13
Exons: 5
Coding region: 1-1011 (336 amino acids)
Cellular component (GO): TRAPPIII protein complex
Source: RefSeq, a predicted model, not a curated record